Magnolia sinica is the source of this 2994-nucleotide messenger RNA. RefSeq names its product serine/threonine-protein kinase BLUS1. The transcript has 21 exons. The coding region runs from base 615 to 2720 and encodes 701 amino acids. Gene Ontology annotation, molecular function: protein serine/threonine kinase activator activity; ATP binding; protein kinase activity. The record is from RefSeq and is a predicted model, not a curated record. NCBI's taxonomy places the organism in Eukaryota, Viridiplantae, Streptophyta, Magnoliopsida, Magnoliales, Magnoliaceae. Gene Ontology annotation, biological process: protein phosphorylation.
UCUCUCUCUCUCUCUCUCUCUCUCUCCAGAAAUCAAAAGAGAGAAAAAACCCUUCUUUUUUCUUUUUUCCCCCUUGAUGCCCGAAACUAAGAUUUAAAAACCCCAAAAGGACUGUUGAAAAAGCUACAGAUUCCUCCAUUCAUGGCGGAGGAUGCGAAGGGCAAGAUCGGAAACAGAAAAAAUCCGUCCUUUUAAAAGAGAGAAAUCUCCUGGUCAGAUAUAUUAUUCCUUCACCUUUUGCUUGUGCAUGCAAUGUAAUGGUGGUAUCUAGCUUUUUCGAAGACCAUCGAGAUAACAAGGUUGAAUAAACAGCGCUAGCAUUAUAGGAGGAUAUCUGGAGGAAAUCCUUCUAGUUUGUGGAAUCAAAUAGGCACUUGAAUCCCAUUACUCAUUUGAAUGGUUUUUCUUGAUAUAAGAAUAUCGAGCAUAGGACCAAUUUCAUGGCAUUGUUGCAUUCAUGCAUGAAUCCUGUGUUGAACAAAGGGAGGCUGUUACCAAAUUGGAAGAAACCUCAUAUUGGUCUGGUCACUAGCUCAUUAGAUAUACAACUCAUUCAUGCAUUUUGGAACUCCUUGGAAUACAGAGGUGUUAAUGAUGUGCUAUAAAGAGGAGCCAUGGCACAUGCAUCUGAGAAGAGAUUUCCAGUCAGCUCAAAAGACUACAAAUUGUAUGAGGAAGUUGGUGAAGGCGUCAGCGCUACUGUGUACAGGGCUCUCUGUGUUCCGCUCAAUGAGAUGGUUGCUAUCAAGGUCUUGGACCUUGAAAAAUGCAAUAAUGAUUUGGAUGGGAUUCGUAGGGAGGUGCAGACUAUGAUCUUGAUUGAUCAUCCCAAUUUACUACGAGCACAUUGCUCUUUCACCUCAGACCAUAGCCUAUGGGUUGUGAUGCCUUACAUGGCUGGGGGAUCUUGCCUUCAUAUAAUGAAAUCUGCUUAUCCAGAAGGCUUUGAAGAGCAAGUUAUUGCAACACUAUUACGUGAAGUUCUUAAAGCUCUUGUUUAUCUCCAUGCCCAUGGGCACAUCCACAGAGAUGUCAAGGCUGGAAACAUUCUAGUUGAUUCUAAUGGUUCUGUCAAGUUAGCAGACUUUGGAGUUUCGGCAUGCAUGUUUGAUACUGGGGACAGACAACGCUCAAGGAAUACGUUCGUGGGGACCCCAUGCUGGAUGGCCCCGGAAGUUAUGCAGCAGUUACAUGGAUAUGAUUUUAAGGCAGACAUUUGGUCAUUUGGAAUAACUGCUUUAGAACUUGCCCAUGGUCAUGCUCCAUUUUCUAAGUAUCCGCCGAUGAAGGUUUUGCUCAUGACCUUACAAAAUGCACCACCAGGUCUCGAUUAUGAAAGGGACAGGCGAUUUUCAAAGUCUUUUAAAGAGAUGGUAGCUGCUUGCCUAGUGAAGGACCCAAAGAAGCGUCCCACUUCUGAAAAACUUUUGAAGCACCAUUUCUUUAAACAAGCCCGUCCAUAUGAAUAUCUUGCUCGAACCAUUCUCGAAGGCCUUUCUCCACUUGGUGAACGUUUUAGGAUACUGAAGGCAAAAGAGGCUGACUUUCUUGUACAGAACAAGGCAGCGUAUGGGGAUAAAGAGCAUUUGUCACAGCAAGAGUACAUUCGUGGAAUCAGUGCAUGGAAUUUUAAUCUGGAGGAUUUGAAAGCUCAAGCUGCCAUUAUUCAGGAUGAUGAUGGAAUUUCCAUUGUGGAAGAUUCAGAUAUGAAUAGCAGGUCAAAGGAUGGAAAUGAUAUUGUGGAUUUUGCACCAAGGGUGCAGUCUCCUGAAAGAGCUAAUCAUGUUGAAUCUGUGACUGAACAGGAGGAUGGCCUCCAUGAUCUUCCAAGUGUGGAGGGUUCACUUGCUUCUUCAUUUCCUCUUCGUCCUCUUCAGGCGCUUAAAGGUUAUUUUGAUAUCUGUGAGGAUGAUGUCAAUGCAACCAGUCCUAAUUGGAAGGACACUAUUCAAUCAGAUUCUGAACAACCCUUUCAACGACAGCAGUCGUCAGAAGCAGAGGAUCAAGGAACUCGAAAGAAUAAUGGUGAGAACAUGGAAAGAAAUAGCUCUUUGCCCAGGAACAAUGUUCCUGGGCAACGUCAAAAAGUCUUGAGUGGUUCACUUCUACAACAGAAUGUUCUUACCUCUUCUAGAAAAGUUGCAGGGGAUGGGGACAGGGAAAGUGUACAACAGAAAUAUCCAAGCGAACGGAAUUAUAGUGGUCCAUUGCCGUAUCGUCAAAAGAGGGAUAUCAACAAUAACCAUACAUCUGUGCCCAUGAAUGGAUUAGAGGAUACUUCGGAUGGAGCAGUUGUCCAACGGAAGGGGCGCUUCAAGGUCACUUCAGCAGAGGUCAGUUCUAAGGGCGGUCCAUCAACAAACUGUUUAGGCAACUCUGUUUGUGGAACCUCAAACAUAUCUACUGUUAUGGCUUCCGCAGUUCUUCCAUCAUUGCAACAUAUCUUGCAGCAAAACGCCAUGCAAAGGGAGCAAUUAAUUAAAUUGAUCAAAUGCAUGGAGCAAACACCUGGCGCUCCCACAGAGCUUGCUGAUGCAGGCACCAGUGACCUUCUGCAGAUGCAGGUUCUUCCAGUCUCUGGUAGGGAAAGAGAACUGCAAUCUCAAGUGCUUCAUCUGCAACAAAGCAUUGGAAGCAUUAAUGAAGAGUUGCAAUUAUUGAAGAUGAAAAAUGCUCAGAUCGAACGAGAGUUGAAUGCUGUGUUCAACAAACAACAGUAAGACAGGAUACUGAAAGAGAACAGAGAAUGCUGAUAUCCCACCGUUGAUUAUUUAGUGGAAGGCCUUGUGGGCUGGCAGGCUGCGAUGCAAGAUGCCAUUUUCACAGCUCUCAUACUUCAGAUGGUCUUUGACCUGUAUUUUCACUGUACAAUUAUGAUGUGGGUAAGGCAUACACAACCCAAUUUUGAGAUGCUAUUAUCCCUUGGAGACUCACAGUCGUGGCUUGUAAUUAAAAUAUAAAUAAUAUUAGAUUUAUUUACAUUCUAUUUUUAUA